This is a messenger RNA of Striga asiatica, 2840 nucleotides long. The record is from the annotation of a GenBank genome assembly. Lineage: Eukaryota; Viridiplantae; Streptophyta; Magnoliopsida; Lamiales; Orobanchaceae.
UUUUGACCAAACAGCGCUUUACUUGUCAACCUUUUCACUCCAACAAACUCUAUGAUUUGAGGAAAACGAUAUUUAUUUUAAUUUCCUUUGUCAAGUGAGCUGUGGAAUCCGAUUCACCUCCAUCUAUAUAAAGCUAGCCUGACAGUAGCUUUUGGAUCACAUCUCUCUCUCCAUUUGCUGGUCCCUUCUUCACCGGGAAUCCGACUGACGCCAGGUUCAGGGCGUUUAGCAAUUCAUAAUCUAAUUACUGUAAUUGUGAAGCAUUUAUGGCUGCGAGGAAUCUGGAGAAGAUGGCGUCGAUCGACGCCCAAUUGAGGCUUUUGGUCCCUGGGAAAGUUUCUGAGGACGAUAAGCUUAUCGAGUACGAUGCCUUGCUUCUUGAUCGAUUUCUCGAUAUUCUCCAGGAUUUGCACGGAGAGGAUCUCAGGGAAACGGUGCAAGAAUGUUAUGAGCUCUCGGCAGAGUACGAAGGGAAGCAUGACUCGAAAAAGCUGGAAGAGCUUGGAAGCGUCUUGACGAGUCUGGACCCAGGGGACUUGAUUGUAGUUGCUAAAGCUUUCUCGCACAUGCUUAACUUGGCCAAUUUGGCUGAGGAGGUUCAGAUUGCUUACCGGCGAAGGACCAAGAAGAAAAAGGGAGAUUAUACUGAUGAAAGCAAUGCGACUACUGAGUCAGACAUUGAGGAGACUCUCAAAAGGCUCGUGUUUGAUUUGAAGAAGUCUCCUCAGGAAGUUUUUGAUGCGCUUAAGAAUCAGACUGUUGAUCUAGUCUUUACAGCUCACCCCACUCAGUCUGUGAGGAGAUCAUUGCUUCAGAAGCAUGGCAGGAUUCGGGAUUGCUUAGCUCAGUUAUAUGCCAAAGACAUAACACCAGAUGAUAAACAGGAGCUUGAUGAGGCUUUGCAGAGGGAGUCGGAAGUUAUUGAAUGUGAUGCAAUUGAGGAUCAUGCUUUGAUUUUUCUUGACAUGGGUGAAUUUAUUCAAGCUGCUUUCCGAACUGAUGAAAUCCGAAGGACUCCACCUACUCCGCAAGAUGAAACGAGGGCAGGGAUGAGUUAUUUCCAUGAGACAAUCUGGAAAGGGGUCCCAAAGUUUCUGCGCCGUGUGGACACAGCACUUAAGAAUAUAGGGAUCAAUGAACGGAUUCCAUACAAUGCCCCCUUAAUUCAAUUUUCUUCUUGGAUGGGUGGAGACCGCGAUGGCAAUCCAAGGGUAACUCCUGAGGUCACCAGGGAUGUUUGCUUGUUGGCCAGAAUGAUGGCUGCUAACUUGUACUAUUCCCAAAUUGAGGAUCUCAUGUUUGAGCUAUCCAUGUGGCGUUGCAACGAAGAGCUUCGUGUUCGUGCUGAUGAACUCCACCGCUCGUCAAGAAGAGAUGCAAAGCAUUUCAUAGAGUUUUGGAAGACGAUCCCACCAAGCGAACCCUACCGUGUCAUUCUCGGCGAUGUUAGGGACCGCCUCUACCAAACCCGUGAGCGCGCCCGUCACCUAUUAGCUCACGACACGUCCGACAUUCCGGAAGAGGCAACUUACACCAAUGUUGAGCAGUUCCUCGAGCCUCUCGAGCUGUGCUACCGGUCCCUCUGCGCGUGCGGUGACCGGCCGAUUGCCGACGGCAGCCUCCUCGACUUCCUGCGCCAGGUGUCCACCUUCGGCCUCUCCCUCGUCCGCCUCGACAUCCGCCAGGAGUCGGACCGCCACACGGACGUCAUGGACGCCAUCACCGCCCACCUCGACAUUGGCUCCUACCGUGACUGGCCCGAGCACCGCCGCCAGGAGUGGCUCCUCUCCGAGCUCGGGGGCAAGCGCCCCCUCUUCGGCCCCGACCUCCCGAAAACCGAGGAGAUCGCCGAGGUCCUCGACACCUUCCACGUCAUCUCCGAGCUCCCCGCCGACUGCUUCGGUGCUUACAUCAUCUCCAUGGCCACCGCCCCUUCCGACGUCCUCGCCGUCGAGCUCCUCCAGCGCGAGUGCCACGUCAGACGGCCCUUGCGAGUGGUACCUCUCUUCGAGAAGCUGGCCGACCUGGAGGCGGCCCCCGCCGCCGUCGCCCGGCUAUUCUCGAUCGACUGGUACAAACGGAGGAUCGACGGGAAGCAGGAGGUGAUGAUCGGUUAUUCGGAUUCGGGCAAGGACGCGGGGAGGCUGUCGGCCGCGUGGCAGCUGUACAAGGCACAGGAAGAGCUCGUGAAGGUGGCCAAGGAGUAUGGGGUGAAGCUCACGAUGUUUCAUGGGCGGGGUGGGACGGUGGGAAGGGGUGGAGGGCCCACCCACCUGGCCAUACUGUCACAGCCGCCGGACACGAUACAUGGGUCACUGCGGGUGACGGUGCAGGGUGAGGUUAUCGAGCAGUCAUUCGGGGAAGAGCACCUCUGCUUCCGCACGCUGCAGAGGUUCACGGCCGCCACCCUGGAGCAUGGGAUGCACCCACCGGUGGCGCCCAAGCCUGAGUGGCGGGCCCUGCUGGAUGAGAUUGCGGUUGUUGCCACCGAGGAGUUCCGCUCCAUUGUCUUCAAGGAGCCGCGGUUUGUUGAGUACUUUCGCCUUAUUGCCGGGCACAGGGACCUUCUAGAAGGAGACCCAUACCUGAAGCAACGACUCAAACUGCGUGAUUCCUACAUAACAACCCUAAAUGUCUGCCAGGCGUACACUCUGAAGCGAAUUCGUGACCCCAACUAUCACGUCAAGCUGAGGCCUCAUAUUUCGAGGGAGUACAUGGAGUCCAAACAAGCUGCAGAACUUGUGAUGUUGAACCCCACAAGUGAAUAUGCACCUGGGUUGGAGGACACACUCAUACUCACCAUGAAGGGUAUUGCAGCUGGACUUCAGAACACCGGUUAA